Molecule: messenger RNA, 1629 nt
Organism: Durusdinium trenchii
Lineage: Eukaryota; Dinophyceae; Suessiales; Symbiodiniaceae
Source: the annotation of a GenBank genome assembly
AUGAUGAACGCGAGGACUUUGUGGUUGGGACGCAGCACUCUUCGGAGGCUAGCUGCCACAGAAUCAAUGGAUGCAGAACGCUUGAUGCUACGUCUUCGCCUUGACAGUAGUGUUUCUCUGGGCGAAGAUGUGUCAGACGCACACUUGAGUCUUAUUUCUUCAGGACAGCUUCAGGCGAACGACGAUCAAACAUCAGCUGUCAAGGCUUUGGGCAAACUGCCGGAUGCUUUGCGUGAGGUGCGCGGUGCAAAGAACCGCUGGGAUGAAGAACAGAUACGCCUCACGGAUUCUGCCAAGCAAAAAGCACGGUUUGUCAGUCAAGAGCAGCGAGAAAAGUCAGUUGCUUGGACAUUCAGCUGGGCAAACCGCACACCAUCGACACCAUCGGCACCUAGGAUUUUGGGCCCGAUGUGCUGGCUGCGUUUAGGCCCCCCACCCGCACUGAAGCCGGCAGGCUGUUAUUUGUAUGGGACAGUGGGCACAGGGAAAAGCACAAUUAUGGACUUGUUUUGCCUCACAAGCUUGAACAGCUGGCGUGUGAAGCGCCAACAUUUUCAUGAAUUUGCGCAGUGGCUGCACCGUGAGCUCCAUUGCAUGAGGAAGACAAACCAUGUCCCACAGAGGCACAUUCUUGAACGUUUGGCGGACAAAGUCAGUGAGGAAUGUGACCUGAUUUGCUUGGACGAGUUCGCAAUUACUAAUGUGGCUGAUGCUGCCAUCUUGACGGAAGUCCUGCAACUCCUGGCCCUCAGGCACGUGGCAGUGGUUUGCACAACCAAUCGCCCACCCGAAGAUCUUUACAAAGAUGGCCUACAUCGAGAGCGAUAUGUGCCAACCCUAGUGACACACAUCCGUGAGAAUUUCCUAGUGCAAGGUGUCUUGGGAGUAGACUAUCGUGCUGCGAUGUACCAGGCGGAUUGUGCCAUGCAACAAGCCAGUACGGCCAAGCAUGAAUUCGACGGAGGAAAUGGAGUUGCUAGAUUCCAUUUUGAUGACCUUUGCCGAAAGCCUUUAGCUGCAGAAGACUUCUUGAUCGUUGCCUCAACCUUUCACACAGUUUUCUUGCAUGAUGUGCCCAAAUUAACCCUUGAAGAGCAUAAUGAGGCCCGAAGAUUUACAAAUCUUGUGGAUGCUUUGUAUGAGCACUCCGUGCGGCUUAUUUGUCAUUGUGCGGUCAGUUUGGAUGAGGUGCUUCAAAACAUUCAGGUUCUGCAGGGUGCCAACGAAGACAAUGACAGCUUUGAUGCGGAAAGCCUUGGCAUUUUUGAGACGAUGUACGACGACAGUCCAAAUUUCCAGAUUCAAAUCAAAGAGCUGGGCAGGGAGAAGUGGCAACAACUUCAGGACCGCCAGGCGAAAGAGCAACGUGCUCAAGUGAGGAGACUGCAACGUCUCAGCAACCCACAGGCAGCUGAGGGUGACACAGGUAGUGGUUGGAGCACUGCACCUGCAAGCGCGGACCUAAGCGCUCCAGACCAAGGUGUGGCUGGCGUUAUGGUUGCUGCUGUCGGGUCAUUGCAGGAGAGUGGUUUUGCGGCACGCCGUGCCAUUAGUCGACUGAAGGAGAUGCAGACAGGCGCCUAUUUAGAAGCUGCGCGAUGCAGGAGGGAAUCCACGAAGUGGACCUGA